Xenopus laevis (African clawed frog) is the source of this 6213-nucleotide messenger RNA. It is a transcript of the gene mbd5.S, whose product is annotated as methyl-CpG binding domain protein 5 S homeolog. Gene Ontology annotation, cellular component: chromocenter; nucleus; chromosome. Gene Ontology annotation, biological process: regulation of multicellular organismal process. The transcript is spliced from 14 exons. Lineage: Eukaryota; Metazoa; Chordata; Amphibia; Anura; Pipidae. The record is from RefSeq and is a predicted model, not a curated record. Gene Ontology annotation, molecular function: chromatin binding; DNA binding. Bases 1019 to 5449 code for a protein of 1476 amino acids.
CCUGCCUGAGACAUGCGCAGUUGGCCCACUCCCAUCUUUCUCCUGAGAAGCCAGAGAAGCAGGAGCAGCUGAGAGGGAAGCUGACAUAGUGGACGGGAAUCAUUCUUCCCAUUCCGGACUUAGAUGCACUGACGGCCACGCACCUUAUUUCCCUCCGGCUCCCACCUUGCUACGGGGCGAGCUGUCGGGGUGAGGAGGCCGGGGGGGAGAAGGCUUCCAUUACCGGGCCUGGGCCGCACAGGGGAAUAGGAACGGAGCCCACAGCGCAGGCAGCAGCUUGUGCGGAUUUGAGUUCAAGCCCGGAAUUGGCUACUGAAUCUGGUGUAUUGCCCUGUGUGCAACUCUGCUCGGGAUGCAUUCAGGGGCUCCUGACCAGGAGGGACAUCUGCAGCAAAUUGAUAUCCAUGGAUAAAUGCAGGAGUUUGGCACUUUACCUAAAUGACAGUGGCACGGUUGAAGAACGAGAUAUCUAGUUUCUUCUUUUUGGCAAAUAAAUUGUCUUAUGUAUCGUACAGUGUCACCAUUGCUCUCCUUCAUUAAGAGGAGGGUGGAAGCAGAUUCCCUAAGCAGUGUUUUACACCUUGUCAAUAUACCUUUCCUGUCAAAGAAGGGAAACAUACACUGCUGAAAGGCACAGUAUUUUGGUUUCUGAAAUCAUGAAGUCGCCAGGAAAGCAUUGCCUAAAUCUGAGCACUGACUGGAAGAUUAGGAGGAAACAAGAAGAAUGUGACAAAUAAAUGGGUGACAGUGCUGAUGGACUGUAUUAUUCCACAGUUAGAAGGACUCCUACUAUUUCUGAUCUAAUCCUCUUCUAAGCCUGUGAGUUUGUGAUCAGAAACACAAUGGCCUGCUGGGAAAAUAACAAAACUCUUUUGACUUGAUUCUAAACAGAACAGUAUUCCCCCAAAUGCACUUUGUACAGUUUGCUAAACUGUACAUAUUUGGUUCACUUGGAAUCAUGGUUACAUACGGAACAUCAUAUUUCUGUUAAGAUCUUAAAAGAAUUACAGACAGGAAAAUGAAUGGUGGAAAGGUGUGUGAUGGAGGAGACUAUGAGGGAGUCCCAGCAGCAGUGCAAGUUCCAGUUGGCUGGCAGAGGCGAGUGGACCAAAAUGGUGUACUUUACAUUAGCCCCAGCGGUUCUCAUCUGUCAUGCUUGGAGCAAGUCAAAUCAUAUCUCCUCACUGAUGGAACUUGCAAGUGCGGUUUGGAAUGUCCCCUAAUACUCCCUAAGGUAUUUAACUUUGAUCCUGGGGCUGCUGUGAAGCAAAGAACCGCUGAGGAUGUUCAGGCAGAUGAAGAUGUAACAAAGCUUUGCAUCCAUAAGAGGAAGAUCAUUGCUGUAGCUACGCUUCAUAAAAGUAUGGAAACGCCACACCCUGCUCUGGUUUUAACAAGCCCAGGUGGAGGGACAAAUUCUGCCCCAGUUGUGCCUACACGAGCAGCAAUUCCAAGAUCGAUCAGGAAUAAAUCUCGGGAAGGCAUUAUUAAUUGUGCCAUACCAGAAUGUAAGAACCCAUUUAAACUUAUGAUAAAAGAUCAUAUAGGAAAUCAACACGAAUUUCAUUCUGGUUAUCAAAGGCAGAGACUGGGCAGCAGUGAUCAUGGACAAAAGUCUCCAUUUCGUGGGGGGCAUGUUGGAAUGCCAAGUCCAGCUUCAUCAGGAUCACAGAUAUACGGAGAUGGGUCCAUUUCUCCUAGGGCGGAUCCAUUAGGAAGUCCUGAAGUAUUCACACGGAGCAAUCCCAACUUUCAUCUACCACCAAAUUCCAGUCCAAUUCAUGUUAACAGGACUCCAGUUUCUCCACAGUCAUUAAUGUUGCAUAGUUCACCAGUGCAGUCAUCUUGUGCAAUGGCUGGAAGGACUAACUUAUCGCUGUCUCCCACUUUUACAAGUCCAGUGUUAAAGAAAAGCCUUUGUAACUAUUCAAGCAAUGUGGAAAUGUCACGGGCAAUGUUUCACCAUAAACCAGCACAAGUUCCUCCACACCCUCCACCGCCUCCACUACCACCACCCUGUGCACUUCAGAAAAAGCCAUUAACAUCUUCAGAGAAAGAUCCACUUGGUAUUCUUGAUCCCAUUCCUAGUAAACCAGCUAUUCAGAAUCCGAUGAUCAACACUACCCCGUUUCAUUCAACCGUUCACUCUCAGGUACCAGUGAUGAAUGUAAUCAUGCCACCUGCUGUUGUUCCUUUGCCAAGUAAUCUUCCUUUGCCAACUGUCAAACCUGGUCACAUGAACCAUGGUAACCAUGUUCAAAGAAUUCAGCAUCCAGCCUCUACUUCCCUUUCUCCUUCGCCAGUGACAUCCCCAGUUCAUAUGAUGGGGAGUGGAAUUGGAAGGAUUGAGGCAUCACCCCAAAGACCGCGCUCAUCUUCCACAUCAUCAGAUCAUGGAAAUUUCAUGAUUCCUCCAUUAGGGGCACAACCUGGCUGCAGUGGAAUGAAAGUUCCAUCGAGAUCACCAAGACCAAGUAUGGGCUCUCCAAGACCAUCAAUGCCGUCAAGUCCUUCAACUAAGCCAGAUGGACAUCAUCAGUUCAAAGACAUCCAUAAUCCAUUGAUUGCUGGAAUGAACAAUAUAUUAAAUCCUCCAAACAACACUAUGUACCCCACUUCCUCAGUUGGUAAUGGCCCUAUGAAAAGCCAGGCAGGUUUGCUGGGAAUGCCUUUAAACCAGAUGUUGAACCAGCACAAUGCUGCCUCUUUCCCAGCAAGUAGUUUACUUUCAGCAGCAGCCAAAGCACAGCUAGCAAAUCAAAAUAAACUUACUGGUAACAAUAAUAGUACUUCUGGAGCUGUUGUCAACUGUGGCAACAAUGACGGAAAUAGCACUUUAAACACCAUGUUUCCCCCUGCAGCCAACUCAAUUUUACCAACAGGUGAAGGACAAAGCGGCCGAGCAGCUUUGAGGGAUAAGUUGAUAUCCCAGCAAAAGGAUCCUCUUCGGAAAAGGAAACAGCCGCCCGCAGCAGCAUUGAAUAUGCAUAAACAGCCGCAGUUAGAGAAUUCUGGAAUUCCAAAAUGUGGACCGGAUUUAUUGCGAAAACAAGGGCAAAAUUCAUUUCCUGUCAAUCCGAUGUCACAACUUCUUCAAACCAUGAGUUGUCAGAGCACUCAUAUGAACAGCAAUAGUAACCCUGGUUGCGAGGGCUCCAAUUUAGUCUUGCCUUGCUCUGCCAGCCAGCUUCAUUUUGCAGAAAACAGUCUAAGCUCCUCCAAUCUUCAUAGUUCAUUGGCACACAAUAUCCCUAGUCGGGGAGAGGGCAUUCCCUGCCAGAAUGCAAACACAAACUUUCAUGGUGGCAGCACUGUUCCCAAUAACCAUCUUCCGGGUUUAAUCAAUCACAUGCAAUCUAAUGAAACGUAUGGAAUGUUAUGUCAUGCUGGGCCUGCCUUACGCCUGAAUCCACCCCAACAAAGGAUACAGGCACGACCCAUACCAAUGAUACCUAACAGCAUUGUUAACAACUGUAGUCAAACAAAUUCUGAUGCAGGGAAUCUGGUACCUUUAACAUCAGUGGCCAUUGCUGGAACAGGUCAGCCAGCGAUCACAAAAACAACGUCUGUCCUCCAAGACGGGGUCAUCAUCACCACUGCAUCUGGGAAUCAACUCCAGAGUCCACUUCCAGUGACUGGUCCUUUUCCUUUUGUGGGAUCAGAACACCCGGCGCAUUUCCCACAGAGCACACCUAACAAUCUUUCGCGCUCUGUCAAUUCAAAUCUCCUGACUGCAAUGCCUAUGCCUUUACCCAUGAACCAACAGCAUCUUCUAAAUCAAAACAUAUUGCAUAUGCUCCGGCCUUCUGCAGGAGAAGGUGACAUGCCACCAAUGAACAAUACCUUGAAUAACCACCAUCUAAACCAUCUUCAGUCACUGCUGAGCAACAAUCAGAUGUUCCCAUCCAAUCAGCAACAGCAGCUGCUCCAGGGCUACCAGAAUCUACAUGCAUUAAAGGGGCAGGGUCCAAUUCCUGGCCCACCUAACAACCUAAACCCAAUGGCCUGUUUGUUCCAAAACUUCCAGGUAAGGAUGCAAGAAAACGCAUCCUUACAAAAUAAAGAGAGUCAGAUGGGGAUCAGUCCACUACCUGAGAACCCAAACACCACAAGACCUCUGUUUUCAGAUAAACUCUCAUUUCCUGAUAAGUCCUGCAACAUGCAGCAAAGACCAGAGCAGUUGAUCGGUCAGCAGUUGAAAGAUGGAUUGAGAGAUGGAGACACUUCUGUGGAUGCUAUUUACAAAGCAGUGGUUGAUGCUGCCAGUAGAGGGAUGCAAGUAGUUAUCACUACAUCUGUAACAAGUACGACACAGAUGAGUCCCAUUCCAGCCCUUAGUGCCAUGAGUGCCUUCACAGCAUCAAUUGGUGACCCAUUAAAUCUUUCGAGCUCCGUCAGUGCUGUUAUACAUGGGAGAAACGCUGGCAAUGCUGAGCCAGAAAUGAGAAGUAGAAACACUAGAGGAAACCGGGGAAGAAAGACCUUGGAUCAAGGCAAACAUUUGAUUGAUGGGGAUGGAUUUGACUAUUUUAAGACAUCAGGAUGCAAUACUCCUAAAAAGCAGUGGAAUGGGGGUCAGAGUCCUGGGGAAGCAGCCAGGUGGAAGUGUGAAGAGUUUUUUGAUCACAACGCCCAGCUCAAUAACAAUAUGUGCCCACCAAGACCGGGCAACAUGUCCGUCUUACACGCGUACGAAGAUGAGCAAUGUCAGAUUCUCAUACCACCAAGGCACUGUCAGAAUGAGAAAAUGCUGGAGGAGAACUUCAGAUUUAACCAUUACAAAAGAACUAUGAUCACUUUUAAAGAGCGCCUGGAAAAUACAGUUGAGAGAUUUGCACAUUUGAAUGGAAACAGGCCUCAGCAACACAGAUUUGGGGACCUGCUUAGCAUUCCUAAACAAGAACUAUCUAUGGAGGAGCAAUCUCCCAGCUCUUCAAAUAGUCUGGAAAGCUCUAUAGCAAGAGACUACAUCCACUACAAUGGAGACUUCCAUGCCAAAGGCAUAAAUGGAUGUGCCCCUAGUCCUUCGGACACUAAAAGCAUCAGUAGUGAGGAUGAUCUCCGGAUUCCCGACUCCCCAUGUUCAAAUGAGCUGAUACACUAUAGACCAAGGACGUUUAAUGUGGGUGACUUAGUCUGGGGCCAAAUCAAAGGACUUGCUUCUUGGCCUGGGAAGCUAGUGAGGGAAGGCAUACACAACUCAUAUCAACAGAAUUCAGAAGAGGGGAAGGUGGAUCCUGAGAAGCUGAAGACGCUAACAGAAGGCUUGGAGGCUUACAGCCGGGCUCAGAAAAGGAACAGGAAAAGUGGGACACUAAAUAACCAUUUAGAAGCUGCUAUACAUGAGGCCAUGAGUGAGUUGGACAAGAUGUCUACGAUGCAUCAGAUUCCACAGAGGGACAGACAGCUGAAGCCUCCCAAACCCAAGAGAAGAAAGAUAUCUAGAUAACAUUGAAUGUGGAGGAAACCAUGCACAUAUAUGUGUAUAUAGGCACUGAUAUUAAUAUAUGUAUAUCAAUAUUUCUAUGAUGACUUAUAGAUAUCACCUCCUGGUGUAUAGUGAAACAGUGGUACAUAUUUUUGCAUUUAGGCAAACAGGGCUUAAGCCAAUCAAGAUCGAAAGAAAACACAAAUCGGGAUCGAAGAUGUUUUGGGUUCUUUGUUUUUUUUAAAAAUAUGACGCUACAGUUGUGAGUUUCAAACGAGUCCUGAUGUUUCUGAUACAUUUUCCAUCUGUAUAUAGAGAAAAAGAGAAGAAGAAUCUAGAAAUGUCACGGCGAGAACCUGAAAUGUAAAUAAUGUACCAUAUGGUCACGUAAUUAAUGCACACUUUAACUUCUCUUGUACAAUAACAGUGUACAAAGGUUUCUUUGGGUUUCUAAUGAACACAAAUCAGGAUGUUAGUCUAUAUUAAAAAAUAAAAUAUAUAUAUAUAUCUAGAGCGCUUAAAGCAACAACAAAAACCCUGAUACAGCCUAACUGUUUUUAUAUGGUAAUAUUUGCUGUUUUUUUAUAAUGAACAGCAGAGGACAGGCAUGAUUAUGGAAUAAUCUGACUUCUGACGCAUUCAUUUCAUGCAAAUGAACCUCGCCUUGAAGCGUUGUACUUCAGAUUCAGGUCUCUGUAGAAUAGUGAAAUCUUGCAGAAUCCUAUUGUGAACUAUUGCAUGUCAACUGCUCCUUGAUCAAAUGGCAAUAAUUUUAUUCCAUAGUU